AUGCCCUCCAACGAUUUUGUGCGAACGGUAUCUCGCAACUUCCGGGUACUUGUGAUCGGUGGCUCCUAUGGCGGUCUAGCUGCCGCAUUAGCUCUCAUUGAUCUCUCGCAGGGUCGCCUGGCCCGUUUCAACUGCAAUCCCGAUGCCAAAGCACCCACGCAUCGCAUCCCAAUACAGAUAACUGUAGUUGAUAAGCGAGAUGGGUAUUUUCACCUGAUUGGAUCCCCAAAGGCCCUGGCCUGUGAAAAGUUUGCUUCCGAGGCAUGGACCCGCUUCCAAGAUAUCCCCGGGCUCCGAUAUCCAGAUCUUGGGUUUAUCCAGGGAAGCGUCAAUUCAGUUGAUUUUAAGGCCAAAGUCGCCCAUAUUGUCGAUGCAGAGACCAUGUCGAGCCGUACAGAGUCCUAUGACUACUUGAUUGCAAGCUCGGGGCUGCGUCGGUCUUUCCCCACUGUUCCCCAAUCUUUGCGACGGGAUGAGUUUCUUGAGGAAGCUAGAGAGCAUAUGACGGAUGUGAAGCACGCCCGUGACGGUAUCGUUGUUGUCGGUGGAGGUGCUGUGGGUGUGGAGAUGGCUGCCGAAUUGAAGAUUCUUUACCCAGAGCAGAAGGUCACUCUAGUCCACUCUCGAAAGCGGUUGCUAUCUUCAGAGCCGCUGCCGGAUGACUUUGCCGAGCGGGUAUAUUCUAUAUUGCGUGAGACAGGCGUCGAGGUCAUCCUCGGGCAACGCGUUAUCGAUACAACCGCUGUAGACACAAAAAGUGGGACACGGGCCUGGAAACUCACGCUCAGCGAUGGCCAACAACUAAAAGCUGGCCACAUCUUGAAUGCCGUUUCUCAAAGUAUUCCAACCUCGACAUAUCUACCAAAAGAGGCAUUAAAUGAGGAAGGAUACAUCAAAGUGAACCGCUCAUUACAAUUCUCCGGUGCCAUCCCUAACGCAGAGUAUCAUUGGGCAGUAGGAGACCUCACAGCGUGGGAAGGUAUCAAGCGCUGUGGUGGCGCAAUGCAUAUGGGCCAUUACGCCGCGAUAAAUAUUCAUCAGCAUAUGAUGGCAGAUUGUACUGGUGAGAAGCCGGAAUAUCAGACCCUGCAGCCGUUUCCCUCUGUGAUGGGUCUGGCUCUCGGUAAAACGGCUGUCAGUUAUACCCCGGGCGAGGGCACACGUGAGGGCGAAGACCUGAUGAAAAGCCUGUUUGGCAAAGAUAUGGGACAUACAAGUGCGUUUCUCAUCUGGACCUUUAUUCAUUAA
Penicillium coprophilum is the source of this 1248-nucleotide messenger RNA. RefSeq names its product putative pyridine nucleotide-disulfide oxidoreductase AMID-like. The transcript has 4 exons. Gene Ontology annotation, cellular component: cytoplasm. Bases 1 to 1248 code for a protein of 415 amino acids. The record is from RefSeq and is a predicted model, not a curated record. Gene Ontology annotation, molecular function: flavin adenine dinucleotide binding; electron-transferring-flavoprotein dehydrogenase activity. Lineage: Eukaryota; Fungi; Ascomycota; Eurotiomycetes; Eurotiales; Aspergillaceae.